Messenger RNA from Ctenopharyngodon idella (grass carp), 6694 nucleotides. It is a transcript of the gene nlgn1, whose product is annotated as neuroligin 1. Gene Ontology annotation, molecular function: signaling receptor activity; neurexin family protein binding. NCBI's taxonomy places the organism in Eukaryota, Metazoa, Chordata, Actinopteri, Cypriniformes, Xenocyprididae. The record is from RefSeq and is a predicted model, not a curated record. The coding region runs from base 789 to 3395 and encodes 868 amino acids. Gene Ontology annotation, cellular component: synapse; cell surface; postsynaptic specialization membrane. The transcript is spliced from 8 exons. Gene Ontology annotation, biological process: modulation of chemical synaptic transmission; presynaptic membrane assembly; synaptic vesicle endocytosis.
GAAGCGUCGUUUUCUAUGAUAAAUUGUAAACUCAGUUCAUUAUUUAUUCUCUCGUAUCCAGCUACGGACUACAGAAACAACACUAGGUGACUGUUAACGCCAGAUGUGCGCUAUUAAAUCCGGACACCAUCAAAAUCAUCGACCGCUGGAGGCACUGAAACUUUACAGAGAAAAAAUGAUUUGAACUGAGACUUGGCUAACGUCUCGAGACUCCACAGAGCUUCAGUGAGAACAUGUGAACUCGCCCUCGUGAAUGUUUCACGGGAUUCUGAUCCUCUCGUUCGCUCCUUUCGUGCCGAAGCUCAUUUGAAUCAACAUCACGCAUUUGUCAACAUCUCGGUGUACGUUUGGGAUUUUUGUCGCGCUCACUGAAUUUCUUUCAAAUACUCAAAGGAUUUAAUGGACCACGAAUAUACACGCAGACCAACAUCGUUCUGUCUUAACUAAAAACUGAGCAGGAUAUAGACCGACCACUGCAUCGGACUUGAUUUAUCUUUGGACAACCUGCCGCAAAUGCCUCCCCCACCCCUGCCCCGCACGUAGCCAGGAUGGAAAGCUACGUUGUCAAUAGGAUGGGACCUGACGAAUAGCUGGCUUUCUCAUGAAGAUGUUGCUUGGAUCCGUUUUUAAAUCCAUGUGGGAAUACUUGCCAUGCAAAGAGGCUUUGAGAUUUUUGACAGAUUCGCUCUUGGAACAUCUGGCAUCUUGGGUUUGAUCAUUUCUUUUGUGCGAGUGGAUAUAAACUAGUGCUGCCGCUGUUAGCGGGACUAGCGUGAAGAGGAUUGAGCAUGCCCUUUCAACGACCAAACCGCCUGGGUGGCGUCUGGCGGGCCAUGUGUCCGCGGCUAGGCCUCAGUGCUAGCCUGGACCUGCCAUUCUUGUGUUGGAUAUUAGGCUUAACCCUGCACGCCCAGCUCGCUGCCUCGCAAAAACUGGAUGAGACGGACCCUGUUGUCACUACGACUUACGGCAAACUGCGAGGAUUCAAAAAAGAACUCAACAAUGAGAUCCUGGGGCCUGUCAUCCAGUUCCUGGGCGUUCCCUACGCAGCACCUCCAACAGGCGAAAGGCGCUUCCAACCGCCUGAGCCCCCUAUUUCGUGGUCAGAUAUCCGUAACGCGACUCAGUUUGGCCCCGUUUGUCCCCAAACCUUGCUGGAGGGCAGGCUACCGGACGUUAUGCUGCCGGUUUGGUUCACCAACAGUAUUGAAGUGGUGUCGUCCUACGUACAGGACCAGAGCGAGGACUGCUUAUUCUUAAAUAUAUACGUGCCAACGGAGGAUGUAAAAAGAAUAUCCAAGGAAUGUGCCAGAAAACCCGGCAAGAAAAUUUGUAGAAAAGGAGGUCCUCUUUCAAAGAAACAGAAUGAUGAUUUAGCUGAUAAUGACGGUGCUGAGGAUGAAGACAUUCGUGAAAGUGGGAGCCCCAAACCGGUGAUGGUUUUCAUUCAUGGAGGAUCAUACAUGGAAGGAACAGGAAAUAUGUUCGAUGGAAGCAUCUUGGCCAGUUACGGCAACGUCAUCGUAAUAACCGUAAACUAUCGGCUUGGUGUGCUAGGUUUUUUGAGCACAGGAGACCAGGCAGCCAAGGGAAACUAUGGACUUCUUGAUCAAAUCCAGGCCCUGCGCUGGACGAGUGAAAACAUUGCAUUCUUUGGGGGUGACCCUUUACGCAUUACUGUUUUUGGGUCUGGGGCAGGUGCCUCAUGUGUCAACCUGCUGACUCUUUCCCAUUAUUCUGAAGGUAACCGUUGGAGCAAUUCAACCAAAGGUCUUUUCCAAAGGGCCAUAGCCCAAAGUGGCACAGCCUUGUCCAGCUGGGCUGUAAGCUUUCAGCCGGCCAAGUAUGCCCGCAUGCUGGCCAGGAAGGUGGGGUGCAACCUCAAAGAUACAGUGGAGAUGGUAGAGUGCCUACAGAAAAAACACUACAAAGAACUAGUGGAGCAGGACAUCCAGCCUGCUCGCUACCACAUCGCUUUUGGACCCGUCAUUGAUGGUGAUGUAAUUCCCGAUGACCCUCAGAUCCUCAUGGAGCAAGGGGAGUUCCUCAACUACGACAUCAUGCUCGGCGUCAACCAAGGCGAGGGGUUGAAGUUUGUGGAACUCAUUGUGGACAAUGAGAACGGUGUUCAAGCCAACGAUUUUGACUAUGCCGUGUCAAGUUUUGUGGAUGAUUUAUAUGGAUACCCCGAGGGGAAGGACAUCCUUCGGGAGACCAUUAAGUUUAUGUACACUGACUGGGCUGACCGCCACAACCCGCAGACCAGAAGAAAGAGCCUUCUGGCACUCUUUACGGAUCAUCAGUGGGUUGCACCAGCUGUGGCCACGGCAGACCUCCACUCGAGUUUUGGCUCGCCUACUUAUUUCUAUGCCUUCUACCAUCACUGCCAGACGGAGCAGGUCCCACCCUGGGCUGAUGCGGCACAUGGCGAUGAGAUCCCGUAUGUUUUCGGGCUGCCGAUGAUUGGUCCAACUGAGCUCUUCCCCUGCAACUUCUCCAAAAAUGAUGUGAUGCUUAGUGCAGUGGUAAUGACCUACUGGACCAACUUUGCCAAGACUGGUGACCCCAACCAGCCAGUUCCACAGGACACCAAGUUCAUCCACACCAAGCCUAAUCGCUUCGAGGAGGUGGCCUGGAUGCGUUACAACCAAAAGGACCAACUAUACUUGCACAUUGGCUUGAAGCCCCGUGUCAAGGAACAUUACCGUGCCAAUAAGGUCAACUUAUGGCUGGAGCUGGUGCCUCAUCUCCACAGCCUCAACGAGGUCACUCAGAUCAUUUCCACCACCACUAAGUUGCCUCCACCCGAGGUCACUCCCCGUACACCAAAGAAGAUCCCGGUUAACACCAAGAGGCCCUACCCUACACCGUUUCCCACCGAAACACAGGACAGCCACAACCAGAACCAGAACCAACCUUUCUUAGUGGACCAGCGGGACUACUCGACUGAACUAAGCGUCACCAUCGCCGUCGGUGCUUCGUUGCUCUUUCUCAACAUUUUGGCUUUCGCCGCACUCUACUACAAGAAGGACAAGCGAAGGCAUGAGGUCCACCGGCGUUGCAGCCCGCAGAGGACCACAGCCAAUGAGCUGCCCCAUACUCAAGAAGAGGAGAUCAUGUCCCUACAAAUGAAACACAGCGACAUGGAGCGGGAGUGCCGGGAGGUCAUGCACCCGCACGAGAUGGUCCUGAGAACUGCCUGCCCACCCGAUUAUACGCUUGCCAUGCGCCGUUCACCGGACGACAUCCCUCUCAUGACCCCCAACACCAUCACUAUGAUACCCAACAGCAUGCCAGGCCUCACCUCCUUACACUCCUUCAACAGUUACUCCAGUGGACAGAAUAAUACCCUGCCCCAUCCACACCCUCAUUCACACUCCACCACUAGAGUAUAGCCACACACACACACAUUCUCACACACAAACACAAACAUACACACACACAUACACUCCCGCAGAUGUGGAGUAUGAGUGUGACAACGGACGGAGGUGAUGGCACUAAGUUGAGGAAUAUCUUUACUCCAGGUGCUCGGAGGAACUGCAAAUAACAAUGCUUUUGUUCCUAGAGAGCAAAACUAUCAUUUUAUAUUAAAGGCGCAAACAAAAGAGACAAAAAAAAACUAUUUCUGAUGUAAUGAAAAACAAACAGAGAUGAUUUUUUACCCUUAUAUUGUGACAAAACCAGGGCCAUUUCCUGAAAACAACUAUUAGUCUGGGAUUCUUUGAGGAAUGAUUUGAUUCGGUUACCCGGAGAGAAAACGACGGAAGCACAGAAGAGAUGACGUGUGGGAGGCCCUUUGUAAACAAAAGGAAACAUAUUGUUUUCCCGGGGCGCUGGAUUGUAGAUUACUCUGUUCAGAGCAGACGGGAGAUGCUGCUUACCUAAUUUAGGCAUGCGUUCUCUUUCUGGUGGAAAAUGCGGAAUACUACGGGAAAAAAGGAGAGAAUGAAAAGUCCUCAAGAAUAUGCACAAUAGAGACAUUCACUGAAUGUCUUUGAAUCCUUUUUGUCAAUUUAUUUUUGGGGGAACAAUUUUAUUGUAUAGGACCUAUUUACAUAUCUAGAUAUGUACACAAAGCACCCAUGCUCUUUAAGCCCUGGCUGGGGGCGUUGAUACUGAGGAAUCUGCCUCAAGAGCGUAGCGGGGAAUUUAUUGGCUUCCUGGCAGAUACAGCUUCAUCACACAAGUGCUGUCUAUACUGAAACUGGUGGACUCAAAGGGAGGCUGGAUAUUUUUAGCACGACACGCAUGACAAUUUAUCUGCUUGGUGGCUGUUCUGCUGAUUAAGUCAUUAUUUAAAACAAAACAAAAAAAAAAAUCAUUUUCUUCCCCGUUUGGAUUUGUUUAAGGAAAUACUGCUCUGAUUGGCUCACGGGAGGAAUUGGAAUAUGCUGACAAGGGCGGACACGGUGGGUUCUGGAGAUGGUGAUGGGAAGGGGUGGGGAUACGCUAACUAGAUUGCAUUUGCAAAUAGCUCAAGUGAACCUGGUUAUAAGGACUAGUUUUGUACAUGUGUGUUGGUAAAACUUUUUAAUAGUGGUGAAUCACUUGUUGUUUGAGCUCCCAUGUGUGGGACAUUAAUGUACUUUUUGAUUUGCUCAUUGGUCUCAGUUAUAAUACACUGUUUUAUUAUUAUUAUUAUUAUUAUUAUUUUUUAAUUUGCUAAUAGUCAAACCACCCUACCUUAGAAAAUUUCUUACCUGUAAUGUUUGAUUCUCAUUUUUUUUAUUUUCGGUGCUUUAUGAGGCAGUCCCCCACGCAGCUUUGAACAACCAGUGACCAACGCAGGGAUUUAUUCUGUACAACUUGGAGACUUGCGUUGGUAUCCCCUCAUCCAGAACUUUCUGUGAUUCUCCCUGAAUGAUCAUCACGAAUGAAUCCCACACUGGAGACAGGAGGGCCCCUGAUGAAAGAGUGUAUUAGGGGGGUUUCUGAUGUUACGAAUCCCUUGAUCAUACUGCUUAAAGCUAGCUAUAGAAAGAAAGAAAAUAGAAAGACAAAUGGAGAAACUUGAAAAGAAAGCAAAACUUUUGUCAGUUUUUACCCUCGGAUAAGUGCUCAAAGUCAUUAGCCUUAGUGCUAAAAGCCAGUUUCACCUGUAAAUCUCUCAGUAAUUGCUAGUUUUAUCCAUCCUUGAUUAUUUUACUUUUCUCAAAGCCUUGUUACGUAACAUGCUAUAUGCUAAUUAUCAAUACCACUGAAUCCCAGACUAAAGAUAGAAGGACCCCCUAAUGAGAGGGUCCGUUAUGGGGCCUACUGAACUGAAGAGGCCAUUGAAGCUAGCUAGAGAAAGAGAAUCGAGAAACAUUCAUGAUUAAUUUUCUCUGAGCCUCGAUACAUUAGAUACUACAUGCUAAAAAAGCCUGGGGUGCUAACCCAUUGUUCCCUUUCUGUGGGUAGUCACUUCAGCGUGACAGUUCCAGUGGUGACAAUUUAGAUUUCUCGUGAAUCCUUUUUUACUCAUGGGAAAUUUGAUUGAACACAAACACCAGUGAAGGGGAAAAUUCUAUAUUUUUUUUUCUCAGCAUGUAGAAUAUGAAAAUAGAAAAACAGCAAUAGAUUGGUGAUUUGGUUCUCCCAGAUCAGAGGUUCUCUUCUUUGGUUUUGUGCAAACUCUUUUGGUCAACUACCCCAUACUAAUGCUGUAUCCUAACCAGAUACGACACAAUAAAGCGACAAAUGGUGAAAACAAUCUUUUUUUAUGUACUGUAAAUCUGAUUUUAUGUCCUUGACCGUAACAGGACAUUUUGACGUUGAUUUUCAAAGUCUUGCUCCACAGAUCAAAUAUGUUCUGAUUGGCUGUGUUUGCUUUCAGACAACAAAAUUACUUGGUUAGGAUGUGGAGUAACGACCAAAGAGAGUACAUUAGAAGCCAUUUACUAGCAGCACAGCCUUUCACAUCUCAAGAUAAUUAAUUAAUAGUUGGUGUGGAAAACGUUGGGGUCAAACACAGGCUGUUGGGAGUGAAUACCUAGGCCCUAGUGAAUAGCUAGAGGCAGAGAACUAAUGAGGGACGAGGGAAGCCAAGGAAGGGAACAAGAUUGAAAGAAUCGUGCUGCUCUUCUCCCGAUCAGCCAACUCGUGUCACACACUGUCCCUAACAACAUGUUCCCAUUCAGGACACAAUCUCCUCUGGGCUUAUCUUCUCUGUUCUGCCUUCACCUAUGACAAGUCUGUGUAGUACAAACGGGCCAGAGAGAGCAUCGCUGCUCUCUAUGCCAAUCCCCAGCUGCAGGUAUGCAUAUGCAAAGUCAGCCUGCCCAUGUGUCCCCCUGCAAAGGAAGCUCCUUUGAACGAUAUUAAAAUUUAAUGAACCGUACACUGGUGGGGCGCUCAGAGGAUUCAUCUUGUGCAUGCACAUUUACCAAGGAGAGAGAUGGGAUUCAUCUGUAAUUGGGAAGAUCCACAGCUCAGUAUGUUUCUUCACACACAUGCACAUAUGCUCACAUACACACAUGCCAGGACAAGCCUUGUAACUGAAUGUAAUGCAAGACUGAGGGCCAUUUUCUUACAAACAGCAACCAAAUUUCAUUAUGUGUUUAUUUUCUACUGGCUGACCUUGAAAGAAGAUCAAAAUGGCUGUUGAGAACUACAGAGGGUUGUUGUGAUGUAGAUUAUUUGUCAUUUUGUCUUUCUUUCUGGUUAAAUAGGAUUUAAUCUUCUGGAGCACAAUAAAUGAUUUUAUCAAGCUCAA